UAUUGAUUGACCAUAGGUCUUAUAGUGAUGAGCCAAUGCUUACGAUACAGCAUACAUCGUCCACGAAACUUAACUGUGCUGGUGUCACGGCAGGUCACUGUGUUUAUGCUCCGUACCAACUGGUAGCACACAAGCUAGGUCGACGAGAGACGAAGCAUCGCAUCUACCAUCACGAAUUCAGCGAGACGUGGUUUUUCGCCGGCAUCAAUUCCUCAUUGCCGCAAAGUUCCUCUGUCCCGGGUGGGUCGCAUAGAAGUCGCUUGCGCUUGACGCCAUCUGUCCAAAAAUGGUUGCCCCAAGUGGGACGUAUGAUGCCCUCACCUUUCCUGUCGCCUUGCCCAAAUCGGUAGUAAUGGCAAUGCUGCCGGACUGGCUUCAAAACGCCUUCCUCCCGAUCCCAGAGCAAGUGUAUGACUCUCUGUGCCUGGAGCGCAAGACUUCCGACGGUGAAGAUACGCACAUCAUCGUCCUGCAACUUGGGUAUCAGCACGGCACUGGCGUAGGGCCCUCGAUCAUACAUAUGAGCUUCCACGAGGCCAAGAUCGACAUUCCGUAUCUCAAGCAUUGGCACCGCAAGCACAUUGAGUCAGAUGCGAUCCCUUUUGUAUACAAGCAGGUCAUCAUCUUCUCGUCACGCUUGCUCCAGAUUAGCGGUCUGGUGAUCCCGGGUUCACGGUCGUUGCUUGGAGCGUUCGGGCCCGACCAGACACCAUCUUCCUACGGUCAUGAUCCGAGCUCAAUGGAAUACAACAUCAAAGAUCUUCUUGAGGCUGAGUUCACAAGAGAGGACCAGACGCAAGAUGCGGAUUCGAGAUGGCCUGAAGUCAAGCGAUUGAUCGAGAUGCCUUGGUUCGGCGGCAAGACGGGGAAAGCUGCUGUGGAGUUUCACUUCCAAUGGGACAGCGAAGAUGCCUUGCCUGUGAAAGCAUACCAUGUUGAAACGACACUUACGCCAAAGUUCCUUGGUAUCGAUAGCGAGGCAAACCAAUCUAUUCAGGUAUCGACGACAGCUUGGAGAUUCAAGGCUCCGUUUUCCGGUGUCGAACAAGGCGCGGAUGGGUAUUGAGUGCCAAAAGUGAAGCUCGUUCCGCAAUUAGUGUAUUUAUAAACAUUCCCUCUAUGAAACAUGCUUAGCAUGUGCUGCGAUUAGCACCUUC
Tilletiaria anomala UBC 951 is the source of this 1157-nucleotide messenger RNA. RefSeq lists its product as uncharacterized. The transcript is spliced from 3 exons. Bases 287 to 1066 code for a protein of 259 amino acids. Lineage: Eukaryota; Fungi; Basidiomycota; Exobasidiomycetes; Georgefischeriales; Tilletiariaceae. The record is from RefSeq and is a predicted model, not a curated record.